AUGGUCGAACGUGAACCCGAAGAUCUUGAACAGAGAGUAAAAUUUAAAGGAGUAAAACCAGAAGACAGCUGCAUAAGAAUCACCAGGAGUAAGUCAGUGGCCCUUCCAAACAUCCAGUCUGGCCAAAUGUCUGUUGAGCAGAGAGCUUUCAGACGAUGCCAUCAGGUUUUCCAUGACGGAGUAGACCCCAGCAGUCUAGUGCCUGUGCUCUAUAGCAAAAGCCUACUAACUCCUGAGGAGCGUGAAAAAGCCAUACAUUCCACAGCAACAGACAGAGAGAGGAUCCAAGCUAUUCUAACAGCACUAGAGCGCCGCAUUUCUAUAGAACCUACGCCCUUCAAUGUCAUGUUGGCAGCUCUCGAGUCAGAGCCAGCACUGAAUGCAGUUGGACAUAGGAUAAAAGCGAUAUAUGAUGAAGAGUGUGGAAAGGGGACCAUGCAGCAGCGGCCAUUACCACAUGCUCAACAGCCACUUCGCCAGAGGAACUGUUGUCGGUGUCUUUGAUGAGGCUCUUGUAUAAUAUUUUGACCACACAUAUUAUUUAGCAGUUACCGUAGCAUCCUAGCUAGAAAAAUUGUGAUUAUCUUUAUAUAGCAGUAGCUAGAGUAAUGAUUUGCACAGCGUGGGAUAUAAUUAACGAUACAGCACUUAUAACCCUUGAGUUGAAGA
Molecule: messenger RNA, 669 nt
Organism: Geodia barretti
Lineage: Eukaryota; Metazoa; Porifera; Demospongiae; Tetractinellida; Geodiidae
Source: the annotation of a GenBank genome assembly